Drosophila takahashii is the source of this 1927-nucleotide messenger RNA. Its product is annotated as probable RNA-binding protein CG14230. Gene Ontology annotation, biological process: mRNA splicing, via spliceosome. Gene Ontology annotation, cellular component: nucleolus; nuclear speck. Gene Ontology annotation, molecular function: RNA binding. The record is from RefSeq and is a predicted model, not a curated record. Lineage: Eukaryota; Metazoa; Arthropoda; Insecta; Diptera; Drosophilidae.
GUUAUCGAUUCGAAUUUCUACACGUGCUAUAUUGUUUUGUUUUCUUGUUAAAUACAAGAGCAUACAAAUGGCCGGCACUCGGUUCUUCCUGGCGGAUCUGCCCACCAGGACCUCGGAGGCGGACCUGCGCAGCCUGUUCCAGGACUACGGCCAUGUGGAGCAUGUGGAUCUGAAGCGCAAGGAGCAGGAUGGGGCCACCAAGGUGAUUGCCUUUGUGACCCUGCAGACGGACGAUGCCCAGUACUGCGUCAACGAGCUCAACUGGCAGAGGCUGCACGGCGACAAGCUGCGCGUGUCGCUGGCCAAGGAGUCCUUCCUGGAUCGACUGAAGCGCGAGCGCGAGGAGCAGCAGCGGCGGGAGCAGGGCGAGCCCGAGGAGUCCGAGUUCCAGGCCCAACCGAGCUCCCAGCUGCUGGCCCAGAGCGGCCAGAACAAGCGGCGGGUGUUCGGCGAGGACGAGGAGAUCGGCGACGAUGAGAUCGCCCCGGAGCUGCUGAUCACCAAGAAGCGGGCAGCCCACUCCAUGCACAACGGCAGGAUUGUCAUCCAGCAGGAGCACGACGUGAAGCCGCUCCAUAUCAUCGAACAGCACCGCAAGCCGGCUAAACUCCAGGCGGACGCCCAGGUCAGCCAGGCGGAGCAGAAGCGCAAGGAGUCGCUCAACAAGAUGCGGCAGGGGCACCAGCAGAAGAAGACCGCCAUACAGCAGGCGCUGUCCGCGAUCUCCGUGGACGGCGGCCAGGCGAAGCGGAUCAAGUUCAGUGACCCCGAGGAAGAGGAGGAUGCCAAGCCCGCCAAGAAACAAAAACGUGAUCUCUUCGAAGGCGACGACGAGGAUGAGGAUGAGGAGGCGGCGGAGCACAUAGUCCUGCCGCAGCACAAGGGCAAGAAGGGCGAGCGCCUGGUGGAGAUGCAGAGCAAACAGAGCAUAGAUCCCCGCUUUCGCAUCACUUCCAAUUUCGUGGACGAGGAGGAGGACGAGGAGGAGGAGGAAGCGGGGGAUCAGCCAGAGCCAGAGGAGAGUGAGCGCAAGUGGCAGAUGAACAUCCUCGAGCAGGUUGUGGGCCACAAGAUAAGCGACAAUGACGGCAAGCAGGCGAAGAGCAAAAAGAUGCUGCGCUUCGAUCCGGCCAAGGAGGAUUCCCAGAAGCUAGUGCGCCAAAAGCAGCCCAAGGAGGAGGAGGAGGAUCUGGCCAAGAGCAAGGCGAAGCCCAAAGCCAAGGGUGCAGAGGGCUCUGAACCGGCGCCCGUCUCGAAAACGGCCUUCUACAUGGUCACCGACACGCUGAAGGAUUCGCUUAACAGCCGCGGCGAGGGCUUCAGCCUGCUGGACAUGUUCGGCAGCGCACCGGACGAGGAGGUGGCCAAGCGGCAGGACCAGCUGGAGAAGCUGGGCCAGGAGAAGAUCCUGGUGGGCAAGGCGUCCGCCAGCAAGCUCGGCCUGGCCACGCUCAAUCCCUUCUCCUACGACUCCUCCGACAGCGAGGGCGAGGACGAGGCCAAGGCGCCAAAGGAGGAGCAGGAUCUGGAGGUCAGCAAGGAGAACCAGGCCCAGCCGGCCAAGAAGUCCAGCCAAAAGAAGAGCAAGAUCAAAAUGGAGUCCUUCUUCAUACCCAAAAACGAUCCGCGGCUCAAAGAGGGCGCCAAGUUCUUCAAGUCCGCCAAGCCGGAGGUCGACCAGGCCGACUACGACCAAGUGCGGAACCGCCUGAAGCUGCUGAUCAGCAACAAGAUCGCCAAGACCAAGAAGAACCUGCCCAGCAAGGACAUCAAGCAGUACCGGAAUAAGAAGGCGAAAAACUGAUCCCUUAGGUUUAAUUCGACGGUAGUUAAAAUAGGGAUAACUCUGGAUAUUAACUAAAGGAUGCCCACAUGUAGUUCUAAGCUCAAUCCUCUGUAAAAUAAACCACAUUUGCUUUUUUUUUUC